CUAUUAACAGGAAAUGCAGGUAUCCCUCGGCUUUGGACUAUGGUGGAUCUGUUGAAAUACUCUUGUCUAGAAAGAAAUAAAAAAACAAACUUUCUUCUUGGUUUAUCUUCCCGCUGGUAACAAAAAUGACUAAUCCAAGUAGUAGGUUUCACUAUGUCCAAGCCAAACUGUGAUUGCCAACAGAAUGACAGCACUGCCCAAGAAUAUCCUGUUGAAAUCAAUCCAUUUGAACUUGAGGACUGUGAAUCCCAGCCGAAAAGGGGAGAUCAUCUCUACUUUGAGUUAGAGAAAGAUGGGAGCUCUCUGAUCAAAGAUACAAUGGAGACAGAUAGCACUGUAACCAAAGAGAAGCAAGGUAAAAAAAAAGGGAAAAAGACAGACAGAAAAAAGAGGAACUCCAUUAUCCAGUCCCUGAUAGAGGUUUUAAACAAAGACAAAAGCUCUGAAGGGAAAUCUGAAGGAAAAGUGAAUUCAAAGUCUGUAUCAGAAGAUAUAACAGAAAUAAAACAUUCAGAUAAAAAAUCUGGAAAGAAAGUUUCCAUUACUGAAGAUGUCAGUCAGGCAGAAGAUAAUUUCAGUUUGUUGAGGGGAAAAUGUAAAAAUGAAUUUGAUUCUAAUGUUGGUCCAAUCUAUGACCUUGCCAGUGAACUAGAAAUACAGCCAAAUCAGAAACCCCCCAAAAAACUAUCACCAAAGUGGGGUGAAAAAAAAACAGAUUCUUUGAGAUCUAGUGUUUCAGUGGGCAACAGAGGUUGCCAGGAAGGAUUUGGUUCUCCAGUUCCAGUAAAUUUUAUCAACCCUCCUCAGAAUGUCAGUAUUGCAAGCAACAGUGAGAUGGGUGAGUAUAGCCUGGCAUUCCUUAGAAGUACAGAGUCACAACUUAGUGACAGUGAUAUAGAGAAGCUGAAAGCCAAAGGAUUUGAAAAUCUGAAUACGGGCAACAACUCUACAGAUCAACCAGAUGGACAUUAUGAUGAAGCGGAUGAUGAAUACUGCUGCCCCACAGAGUCUGAGGGUGAGGGGGAAAACUUUGACUGGGGCUCAGAAUUUGAAGAUGAAGAUGAUAAUGUUUACCAUGAUCCUGAAACCCCAGAUGACAAAGAAGAGUCAGUGUAUGAGAAGCCUUUACCAAAGCCUCCAAAAAAUAAAGUAGCUAACAAAGUUCCUUCUGGUCUGAAUUUCCUAAACAGAAAAUCAUCUACUGUUGUAGAGAGUGUAAAACCCAGCACUGAAGAAAUACUAAUGACCACAUGUUUACCUGUAACUAUCAAUCCAGACAAGCAUCCACCACCAUUUUUACCUCCAGAACCUGUAUAUCUAUCUGAAAACCAGAAGAAGAGAAGGAUGAUUAUAAGCCUGAUCAUUCAGAGUGAACAAUCUUACCUUGAGGCCUUAGAGAGGAUAUUAAAGGAUUAUGAGAAGACAGUACUUGAUUUUAUUCCUAACUCUAAGUCCAAGUUAAAACAUGUGUUUGCCCAGACUAGAGACAUCGUCUCACACCAUAAAAUGUUCCAGAUUGAGCUCUCAGAGAUUGCCAGAAAGUGGGAUGAAGAGGAGAAAAUUGGGGACACGUUUACAGCCUCAUUUUCCAAAUCGAUGCUGGUCGACUCUUACAGCAUGUAUGUGAACAACUUUGCUGCUGCCAUGGAAGAGAUUCGCACAUUGCGCAGGCAGAAAGCAUCUUUUGACGAAUUAUUGAAGAAUCAAGAAAAACUUGGUCCUGACAGACUCUCCAUCUUUGGUUUGAUGGUGAAACCAGUACAGAGGUUUCCUCAGUUUAUGAUGUUUAUUCAGGAUUUGAUCAAAUACACUCCACAAAAUCACCCUGACAGACGUGCCCUGCAGCUGGCCUUGACAGAGCUGGAGAAUGUUGCAUACAAGCUUAAUGAAAGAAAGCGCCAGAGUGAGCAAGAAUUCCAAGCCCAUCAGAUUGUCCACAAGCUGGUCAAGCAGAAAGUCCAGCAUUUGUUGACUGCCAAUUUCAAUCAUGACGCCAGACGAAGAGCACUGCGGUCAGACUUAAUGGAACAGAUUUGUGGUGAAGUUGGCAACCUAAAAUGCAAGAACAGAAGAAUAAUUCUAAUGAAUGACAAACUUCUGUGUGUCAAAGUUCUAGAAAAAGAGCAGUCUGGCUUUGUUGUGGAGAGACUUGCUCUGCGCUGGUUUGCCAACCUUAGUGACAUUGAGCUCAAAGACACAGCAAUCACCCCUGAAAUGCUGAGUGUUGUGAAAAAAGAUUCUGACAAAAUUGAUAUCAUCUCCACACGUUUAGAUCAAUAUUUAGAACAUCCUGAAGAAGAUCCUUACCACAUCUAUGCUGACUUAAAAGACAUGCUACAUGACUACAAUAUCCUGGGUCAAAUCAGUGGCUUGCUUGCAAGCUUGAAGCGAUCUUAUGUUGGCCAUGGUCUAAAUGAAGAGCUGAUCCAUGAAGUAUCCAGAGAUUUGCAGAGAAUGAUCCAACUAAAAGAUGAACAGCUCAGACUUGUCAACAGUUGUUCUAUAGUUCUGGAAGAUACUUCCAAGACAGACAAGCCCCACUAUGUACUACAAACACAAAGUGCUUCAUUGAAACAGGAGUGGUGUGUAGAUUUCCUGAUGGCCAAACUGGCGGUGGACAAGUCCAAUAUGCCAGCAUGGGACAGCUCUUUAAGCAGUGAUGUUGUCUAUGAUUCCAUUCCAGCAGUGUUCAUGAGGCAUCUUGCAGUGGAUGUCCCCAGAACAUAUACACAAAUCAAAUGUGCUGUAUCCAUUUUCUUGAACCCAGAGAACUCUUCUGUUGGUGUUGGUGUCCAACAUUUAUGGGUUUGUGCUUCCAAUGACAAGCUUGGACAGAUCUCUUUACUGUCAAUACAUAACUCUAAACCUUCCCUCAUGGAGUCUUUCAAAGCCUGUAGCUGUGAAAUAACUGCAGUGGAACUGGUUCCUGGUUGUGGAAGCUGUUCUGUGCUAGGAUCCUAUUUGUUUGCAGAGGACACUGUUUGGAUGUCAACUGUCAUGAAUGAGAUUUUGAUAUUUCCAUUGACAAACAUUGAUGGAGCUCACAGGCAAGUUAUUGCAACAAUCAAGUUGCCAUCAACGGCCAUAUCUCUAAAAUUUGUUGAUGAAAGAUUUUUCUGCGGCCUGGACAGUGGCGUAGUGUUAAUCUUCUCUCGCAGUGAAGCUGGCAAUUGGGAUAUCCUUACACCUGCUGUCUUUCACUUUGGCACCAGUCAAGUCAAGUUUCAUUUUGUACAUGAAGAGGAUUUAUACCUGUCCUGUGAAAAUCAACUAUUCUUGAUGGAGAUAGACAGCUUACAACAAAAGGCCAGGCAUGUGUUGAUGACAGAGAACAAAUCAGACAUUGACACUGUUGUGAAAUCUGGUGUGGGCAUUUGGGUGUCCUUCAAGGAGAGUGCUGUGAUCAAACUGUUUCACAUUGAGAGCAUGGAGAACCUUCAGGAGCUGAGUGUGGGCAAUUUUGUUAACAGAAUACGUUCAGAGCGGCUUUGGUCACUGAGUGGUGCAACAGAAAACUUGGUGGUUACUUGUUUAGCUAUCAGCAGAGGUCUUUUGUGGAUAGGAACCAGCACUGGAUUGAUUCUUACUGUGCCAUUGCCCAGGCUGAGUGAUGGUGUUCCUCUGUACAGAGGCAAGCCCAAUAUUUCCCUGCAUGCCCACAAAGGUUCAGUCAGGUUUUUGCUUUCACUGAACUGCUCUACCAGCACAAUGGAGCUGAACAGUGCUAGCUCUCUCAGGGCUGUCCUGAGAACAAGGUCUAGCAGACGGAACCUGGAAAGAGAGAGGGCUGAAGAGAAUGCGCAGAGGGAACCAUCAAUGCCAGAAGAUGCUGAGCCAAGUGCCAGCACCAAGCCCUCACCCCCAAAAGCAACAGAUGAAAUGAACGACUUUUCAAAGGUGGGCUUAAAGCGCACAUUGAGCAAUCAGUCAAGACCACUAAACUUGCUGACAGAUGCUGAGGCAGAGGCAAUAAAGGAGUGGGAGGAACUAAAUUCUUCAGAGGAUAAGAAAACCACAAGGAGUAGUAAACUCAACCAAAAGACAUCUUUUGAAGAAAGUUUGUCUACUUUGAAAAGGAGCAGCUAUAGUCUUAAGAAAGGAGAGAAGAGGCUGUCAGCAGGUUCAGUGGUUAGUGAAAAGAUGGACUUAAGUGAACAGAAUUUGCCAUCUCUUGAAAAACCACAUGAAGUAGAAAUGCUAUAUGAGGUUCUUAUGGAGGAGGGCAUGGGCAGAGCAGAAGAACAUGAAAGUCCUGAGGCAUCCAGUGCAGCUACAGGAAGUGAACAAGCCUUGAAAAGACAUUCAGAGAGCACUGCUGGGGAUCAUGUCAGCUUGUUGUCCCCAGACUCAUCCCUGCCCUCCUCAAAGACCGUCACCCUGAGCCCAUCCAGCUCAACAUCCUCAACCAAUAGCUCAAAAGAAACAACAGAUUUGGGCACAUCUGGAAUGAAAAGGGGCACAAGUCUCAAAAGGACUUUGUCACGAAAGGUGAGUAAUAAUGCUGUGAUCGUACUGAGUGGAGGAGAUGGCUGUUGUGAUUUAGACUGUUCUAGAAGCCAGAGUAAAACAGACUGCGCCAGUGUAAUGCUUUGGAUCUACAAAUACUAGAUAUUAUAUUUUCCCAAUAUUUUGUGUUAUUAUGACUGUACUGAUGCUAUGAAAUACAGUCCUCUGUAUGUACAUAUAAUGUCAUCUUAAAAAUCAAAGCAAAUGCAAUAUAUUAUAAUUUUUUAUAAUAAUAUUUUAUACUCAUUAUUUGAUAAUUCACUGAAAAUAAUUUAGUCUGUAAUUGAUGAGGGUUGAGUUGUUGAUAAAGUUUUGAAUUGAAAUGAUAUAGAAGGUUUUAGCCUGCAAGAUGUCAGAGACAGACAGAGGAGAACUGUAACUAAGUUAAUCUUAUAAUAAACCACACUUACAGAUACAGUGAGAGACCAUUUUAUGAUUGUCUGAGUACAAUGGAACUAAUUCCAACAGAGCUGUUUAAAAGAAUGCAGAGAUCUUGUCUGUUUUAUGGCUGUUAUGGGUCAUAUUUAAAAUAAAAGUUUACAAAUAAACUCUACUUGUACUUGGUUUAUCUAAUACAACCUCUAAAAUUUGUUAAAAUUUAAAUGAAUGUUAUGCAUUUAUUUGGGUUACUGAUUUCUUUUAUUGUUUAUUCAGACAAAAAUUUCAGUUGACUUAUCUGUUAUAUCGUUGGUUUGUCUCCACUAGGUGUCGCUUAUUGAUUUAUUUUUUCCUGUGGAAAUGCUGUGGAUUGUAAAAAAAUAUUUAAAUGCUUUUAUAAAGUGGCUGGUGGAAAGGUUAUCAAUUGUACAUAUAAGAAACUUCAAAACAUAUACUUGUUUAUGUCUUAACUGAUAUUGGCACUCAAUGGCACAUUUCUCUGUUAAAAUUGUUGUUUCAUCAUUGCCAUUAUUCUUUAAUUUAUUGGUUUUUCUUCCCUAUUUGUUGCUUUCUGAGCCUUUCACUAUUUUUUGUAUUCCAGUUAUCUUAAAAAAAAUAAAAAUUAUUUCCAUAUUUCCUGCUACUGGCAACCAUGUUUUGUAAAGGAAUAUGUGAAUGCUUAAAUUGAAGACCAAGUAAAUGUUUAAGUGCUGGCCUUAAUUUGUGAAUUGUUCAUUAUAAAAUAAAACAUUCUGUAACAUAUGUUUCUUAAGAAAACCUUUAGUUGUUUUUUUAUGGCUA
Biomphalaria glabrata is the source of this 5685-nucleotide messenger RNA. RefSeq names its product rho guanine nucleotide exchange factor 10-like protein. Gene Ontology annotation, molecular function: protein binding; guanyl-nucleotide exchange factor activity. Bases 154 to 4608 code for a protein of 1484 amino acids. Gene Ontology annotation, biological process: actin cytoskeleton organization; positive regulation of stress fiber assembly. Lineage: Eukaryota; Metazoa; Mollusca; Gastropoda; Planorbidae. The record is from RefSeq and is a predicted model, not a curated record. The transcript is spliced from 26 exons.